UCUACGCCAACAAUUACGCUGUUAAUAACUAUGAUAACUACCAAGAGUUUAUCAUCCAUUGGAGAAUUGAGCGUCAUAAAACACAUAAAACAAUACGAAGAUGAUGAUACACUUUUGAUAACCACGCAGAUUAAUAAAACGAAUUACAUCUAUCUUUUUGCAAACAGGAGCAUAGUAACGGUUGAUUAUAAUUUUACUUGGCCACGGACAAUACAAGCUGGAGAUUUUCUAGCUAAUGUCAAUAGAAAUGAACACAACGAAGAACACAUACCUGAUAUUCAAAUAGUGGAUAAAGAUCUAGAAGGUUACAGGUGCAAAUUUGAUUUUAUUGAUAAAACUGUUAAAAGUGAAGUUAUAAAUAUGAAAUUUGAUGAAUUGAAUCAAAAGAAUGAA
Molecule: messenger RNA, 393 nt
Organism: Racocetra persica
Lineage: Eukaryota; Fungi; Glomeromycota; Glomeromycetes; Diversisporales; Gigasporaceae
Source: the annotation of a GenBank genome assembly